This is a messenger RNA of Alnus glutinosa, 1899 nucleotides long. Its product is annotated as zinc finger BED domain-containing protein RICESLEEPER 2-like. The record is from RefSeq and is a predicted model, not a curated record. The transcript is spliced from 5 exons. NCBI's taxonomy places the organism in Eukaryota, Viridiplantae, Streptophyta, Magnoliopsida, Fagales, Betulaceae. The coding region runs from base 1 to 1899 and encodes 632 amino acids. Gene Ontology annotation, molecular function: protein dimerization activity; DNA binding.
AUGGAGAGUGAUUUGCAUGAACUUGAGCCAAUUGAAGAGUAUGAGAAUGAGGAUUCUCUUGAAAUUAGUGAUAAGGCUACUGUUGAAGCAACCAUUGAUACUCCUAUUAAUGAGGAUCCAAAUGAAAAGAAUGUAUAUAAGAGAAAGUCUAGGAAGAAAACUUCUACUGUAUGGAAUCAUUUUGAGCAAGUUGAGGUUUCUGAUUCUGACUGGCGGUUAAAUAGGCGUGUGUUGAACUUUUGUAAUAUUCCGCCUCCACACUCUGGACUUCUUAUUGCUGAUGCACUUCAUAAAUGUUUUAGAGACUGGGGUAUUGAGAGUAAAGUUUGUUCAAUAACUGUAGACAAUGCCAAGGAAAAUGAUGUAGCAUUGAGGCACUUGCGAGAUGUUUUUAAUAUGAGAAAAUCUCUUGUAGUUGGGGGCAAGUUGUUUCAUGUGCGUUGUUGUGCACACAUAACUAAUUUGAUGGUUCAGGAUGGUCUUGGCGAGAUUGGAGAUAUUGUUGAUUGUGUGAGGGACGGAAUAAAAUUCUUGGUAGCAUCUGAGGGAAGAUUAAAGCAAUUUACUGAAAUUGCAAAGAACUUGCAUUUGUCAUCCAAGAAGUUAUUUUUAGACGUACCUACUCGUUGGAACAGUACAUAUUUGAUGUUGUCAGCUGCAUAUGAGUUUAAGGAUGUAUUUUCUAUGUAUGGAUUCAACGAUCGUCAAUUUACUUGGGUGCCAUCGCAUGAAGAUUGGGAUAAAGUCAAAUCUGUCUGUGAACUUUUGGGGGUCUUUAAUCGAGUAACCAAGAUUGUAUCUGGUAGUGACUAUCCAACAUCAAAUUUAUUCCUUCCUGAAAUUUGGCGAAUGAAAGAGGUUCUAAUUAAGAAAUGUGAUGAUGAAAAUGAUUACAUUAGAUAUAUGGCACGUCGAAUGAAAGCCAAGUUUGAUAAAUACUGGAGCGAGUGCAAUUUAUUGAUGGCAAUUGCAGCAAUUUUGGAUCCAAGGUUUAAGUUGGAACAGGAUCUUGCAAGCAAAGUUCAAGAAAACUCUUCAAGUAGUCAUUCAAUCUAUGCAGUUGAUGAUGAGGAGGGUGGUGUGGAAAUGUGGGAGUCUUUUCUCAAAAGUGCUGAAACAGUGCUUCAACCUGUGAAAUCAAAGUUAGAAAUGUAUCUUGAGGAGGGUGUAUAUAUACCUAACAAGAACAUUGAAUUUAAUGCCUUGGAUUGGUGGAAAGCGAAUACUCUCAAGUAUAAUGUUUUGUCUAAAGUGGCCAAAGAUAUUUUGUCAACACCGAUCACAACUGUAACUUCAGAGUCUACAUUCAGUGCCGGAGGAAGGGUUAUUGAUCCACAUCGAGCAUCAUUAUCAACUGAGACAGUUCAGAAGUUGUUAUGUGGGGCUGAUUGGGUCAGAUCAAUAUAUGGACUUAAAAAGAAGUGUGGGAAGAUCUCAAUAGACAAGAUAGGACUCGGGUAUGUAGCCUCUGCUUCUAAUAUCCCAUCUACUUCCAAGACUGUGUUUGUCAAGCCCACUGUCCCCAAGCCUCCGACCACCUGCGUGGAUAAAGGAAAGGAAGUAAUUGGUGGAGAUGUUCCGACUAUUGCAAAAGCCACUCAAAAGCUUCCUACCAUUAGAAGGCCCCUUAUAUGUCAUCACUGUGGUUUGAGUGGUCACAUCCGACCCCAGUGUUCACUUCUCAAGGCUCAGAGAUCAAAGGUUAAGAAGGAGCUGCUAAGCCAAUCUACAUCCGCCACUAGACCUCUGCAACGACAUCAGGCUCAACAGCAUCAGAGAGUUGAUGCUGCGCUUAUUGGGACUAUUAACGGGACUGAUCCAAUUCCAUUUGGGGGCAUUCCUUUCCCAAAUUCCAUGGAUUCCCCUACCAUGGAAGAACUGCUGAUGUUUGAUCCUUAG